CCCCUCUCUUCCGCCCCGCCUUCCCUCCCGCGCGUACUUCUCAACCUCCUCUCGGGUCCUCUUCCCCGCCUCGAGCCACCUUCCUGCCUUCCUGCCUGCCUGCCUGCCUUCCUUCCCAUCCACGAUCUCGCGAGACUUGGGCCCCCCGAACAUUGCGGAUCGGGCCGGCGCCAUUUUGGGAGCGAGGCUGGCGGUGGGGGAGGGAAAAGCGGCAAAAGGGGAUUAUUCAAAGUACCGAAAACCUCCUCCCGGGAUCGAGCGCCGCGGCACCCCCAGGCCAGGGGCACCGCUGCUGGGGCAGAAGGUGAUUGAAUUAUGCAGAUAUGAAGAUCAUCUUCUAGGUUUUUAAAAAAGGCCUCGGAUAUUUCAAGUGGCCAUUUUGGAAUUACAGUUCUGUUUUUUUUUCUUUUUUUGGGUAAUUUUGCCCCAGAAGUUUAUUAAAAUUGACAAGAAUCAUCUCUGAAGUGAAUUGAUAGUAGUAAGCCAAUUCAACGAGCUGCUAAAAGACCCAGUCAUUUCUUCAGUAUUUUGGUUCAAACGGAUUAUAUAAGUGGUUAAAGUAUUUCGUCUGGUGUUAUUUUCGUCUCUUCCCCCUCUCCUGUUGGUGUUCUUCAGCCAAAACUGUAAGAUAUGUUUGAUUUGUGUACUGAGUAGUUUCAAAUUACUGUUUAAAUAUUGCUGAAGUUUCGUGGCAGUUCUUUUUACCUUUAUUGAAAGUUUUAGUAAUUUUUGACUUCGGCUCUUUUCCUAUUACAAUGGGACAGCUUUUCUAAAUGAAGACAUUGAAAGAAUACAGAGUUUUUUUCCCUUUUCCCGUUUCUUUACUUGGGAGAGUAAGAUGUUCCGGUGUCACACCAGCAUGGUAGGAUUGAGAUAGCCAUUUGUCUCUGUGUAUGCUGAUGUGUAGAAGUAAGCUUCAGAUGUGAAGUUUUCUUUUUCUGCUUUCUGCACAUAAAUUGGAUAUUUCAUCUGGAGUGGAUAAGUACAACAGUGACAAAUACAUGGAAUAAUAAAGAAGACCUUGCUCUUGAAUCCAAGGAACUUGGCUAAUUCUGGAUAGAGCCAUAUGAAAACUUCAAAACAAAUAUGGGUAGCUGACUUCAAAUAACUCUAUGUCAAAUAGUCGUAGGUUAAGUAUCUUCAAAGAACUUGGAUAUUUCAGAGGAUACAAAAUAAAAAAACAAACUGGAAAACAUAAAGCUUAUAGAGAAAAAACCAGCACCUUCCUGUGCAGUCCUCUUGGAAUUUGUAAGUACUCUAUGGGACUUGCCAUGAGGUGUUGAAGCCUUGUUUCACUGAGUUGGAGAGACUGGACCUAAAUGGCGCAGCAUGACUUUGCUCCAGCCUGGCUUAAUUUUCCUACUCCGCCAUCAUCAACAAAGUCAUCAUUGAAUUUUGAGAAGCAUUCUGAAAAUUUUUCAUGGACAGAAAAUCGUUAUGAUGUGAGUCGUCGACGACACAACUCUUCAGAUGGCUUUGAUUCUGGUAUUGGACGUCCUAACGGAGGUAAUUUUGGGAGGAAAGAAAAAAAUGGAUGGCGUACGCAUGGCAGAAAUGGUACAGAAAACAUAAAUCAUCGAGGGGGAUACCAUGGUGGAAAUUCCCGUUCUCGUAGCAGUCUUUUCCAUUCUGGAAAAAGCCAAGGACUACAUGAAAACAGCAUCCCUGACAAUGACACUGGGAGGAAAGAAGACAAGAGAGAACGCAGACAGUUUGAGGCUGAGGACUUUCCAUCUUUAAAUCCUGAAUAUGAGAGAGAACCAAAUCAGAAUAAAUCUUUAGCUGCGGGUGUAUGGGGCCUACACGCCCAGACACACACAUACCCAACCAAAAAAAUCUCCCAAGCUCCUCUCUUAGAAUAUCCCCCGAAUCCUAAAUCUAGAGCUCCAAGAAUGCUGGUCAUUAAGAAAGGUAAUACAAAAGACUUACAGCUAUCUGGAUUCCCAGUAGCAGGAAACCUUCCGUCACAGCCAGUUAAGAAUGGAACUGGUCCGAGUGUUUAUAAAGGCUUAGUCCCCAAACCUGCUGUUCCACCUACAAAACCUACACAAUGGAAAAGCCAAACUAAAGAAAACAAAGUUGGGACUUCUUUUCCUCAUGAAUCUACAUAUGGUGUUGGCAACUUUAAUACUUUCAAGUCAACCGCCAAGAGUAUUAGUCCAUCAACAAAUUCAGUGAAAGAGUGUAAUCGUUCAAAUUCUUCCUCGCCUGUUGACAAACUUAAUCAGCAGCCUCGUUUAACUAAACUGACACGAAUGCGCAGUGAUAAGAAGAGUGAGUUUUUGAAAGCAUUGAAAAGGGACAGAGUAGAAGAGGAACAUGAAGAUGAGAGCCAUGCUGGCUCAGAGAAGGAUGACGACUCAUUUAAUUUGCAUAACAGCAAUAGUACUCACCAAGAAAGAGAUAUAAACAGAAACUUUGAUGAAAAUGAAAUUCCACAAGAGAAUGGCAAUGCUUCGGUGAUUUCUCAACAGAUCAUUCGUUCUUCAACCUUUCCACAAACUGAUGUUCUUUCCAGUUCACUUGAGGCAGAACACAGAUUAUUAAAGGAGAUGGGCUGGCAGGAAGACAGUGAAAAUGAUGAAACAUGUGCUCCCUUAACUGAGGAUGAAAUGAGAGAAUUCCAAGUUAUUAGUGAACAGUUACAGAAGAAUGGGCUGAGGAAAAAUGGUAUUUUGAAAAAUGGCCUGAUCUGUGACUUCAAGUUUGGACCCUGGAAAAACAGCACUUUCAAACCCACACUUGAGAAUGACGACACAGAGACAAGUAGCAGUGACACGUCAGAUGACGACGAUGUGUGAAGGAUUUCCUAACAGCUUUAGACAUUUUAGUGUGAUCCAUCUCUCAUGCCGUUUGGGGUGAAUUGUAAAAAUGAAGAACUAUAAUUUAUGUAGUGAACUACCCCAUUAGAAGAUGAUUUUUUUGGGGGACUUCAAUAUGAAGAAAACCAAGAAUGUUGUGUUGGGCUGUGUUGAACAUUAUUUCUUUGUAAAUGAAUGUUGUAGAAAUGAGGACUUUGGUUGAUCCAACAUUGACUCUCUUCAUCACUGCAGCAUUUCUCUGACUAGCAAUGUGACGAUGUAACAAAUGAGAUUUUCUCAUUUAAUAAUAAAAAAUUGUGUAAUGUUUUGCAAAGCUUCUGUCUUAAAAUGUUCAGGUCUUAAGGUCAAAGGCAGCUUACAGUUUUGCUUGCAGAGUCAUACCUUCUUCCAACAGUGGAGACCUUCAACUCUACUUUGUGCACCUUCUUGCCCCACUUCCCCCUAAAACAAAACAAAACAGCAAAAAGGAAAACAUAGCAUGUUGGCUAAAACUGGAGCAAAGUGCACUAAAACAUUAACUUCUCGAACUGAAGUCUUGUACUAAGUCACCUUUCAAAACAAAUUGCUCUUUAGCCCUUUGUAGCGCAGUGGAUGGGAGAGAGGAGACGUGCCAGGUGUUCUUCCAGGCGUUCUUCGAGCUUUAGGAGGUGCUUGUCAAGAGCUUUCUUUAUUUGGUGUAUUGUCAGAUCAGGAUUUUCAUAGCUGAUUGGAAGACUUGUGGGAAAACUUAUUUUGAUAAAUUAUUACACAUGCAGAAAACCUGAUCACACUGACUGGAUCUGUCCACAACAUGGAAAAUAAACUGGAUUUUCAGAA
Messenger RNA from Peromyscus maniculatus bairdii (prairie deer mouse), 3638 nucleotides. RefSeq names its product GC-rich promoter binding protein 1 (gene Gpbp1). NCBI's taxonomy places the organism in Eukaryota, Metazoa, Chordata, Mammalia, Rodentia, Cricetidae. Gene Ontology annotation, molecular function: RNA binding; DNA binding. Gene Ontology annotation, biological process: positive regulation of DNA-templated transcription; DNA-templated transcription. The record is from RefSeq and is a predicted model, not a curated record. Gene Ontology annotation, cellular component: nucleus.